Messenger RNA from Scatophagus argus, 1258 nucleotides. Its product is annotated as transcription factor HES-4-B-like. The coding region runs from base 338 to 787 and encodes 149 amino acids. Gene Ontology annotation, cellular component: nucleus. The record is from RefSeq and is a predicted model, not a curated record. Gene Ontology annotation, biological process: anterior/posterior pattern specification; regulation of neurogenesis; regulation of transcription by RNA polymerase II. Gene Ontology annotation, molecular function: DNA-binding transcription factor activity, RNA polymerase II-specific; protein dimerization activity; RNA polymerase II cis-regulatory region sequence-specific DNA binding. The transcript has 2 exons. Lineage: Eukaryota; Metazoa; Chordata; Actinopteri; Scatophagidae.
ACACACAAAUGUUAUUCCCUCGUGUGUGUGAUGUGAUGCUGAGCGUGUGCUCAGUCACAGUCAUUGAUCCCAGCAUCAGGCAGCAGAUCUGCUCUCUCUACAGGGUCACCACUUUCCCACAUUCACACAGAGCUCUGUGAGCUUCUCUCCAUCACCCCCCCAGUCCUCCACCUGUUCCCCUGAGAUCUAACCAUUGUCCCCCAGGCCAUCACACACUUCAUGCUGCGGUAUCCUCUAUUGUCUCACCAGGCUCUGUGAUUGGCUGAGACUGUGAGAAACUCCAGUCAGACCAAGACCCACACAUUCAUAUGCAGAUGUGGGACUAUAAAUAGGAGGGAUGAAGCCAGCACAGAGCAGAUUCUCUCUGCAGAGACCUCUACAGCACAGAGAUCCACCCAUGGCACCUACUAUCACUGCAGCAAUGACCAAUUCUCAGGAGCAUCUGACUCUGAACCACAAGCUCAGAAAGCCUCUGGUGGAGAAGUUACGCAGGGAGCGAAUCAACAGCAGCAUUGAGCAGCUCAAGUCUCUGCUGGCUCCAGAGUUCCUCAAACAGCAGCCAGACUCCAAGCUGGAGAAAGCAGACAUCCUGGAGAUGACAGUUUGUGUCCUGCAACGACUGCAGCAUCAACAGCAGAGAAGACUGAUGAAGAACUUCAGCAAGCUGCAGUCUUCCUCUGAGAAACACCUGACAGAUGCUGACUUCUCUCUUCUGAGCUCCACAGUCCACAUCAGCAUCACCAAAGACAAGAGUCCAGUCAGCAGCGCCCCCUGGAGGCCAUGGUAGACACCUCCAGCCUGGAGUCUCUCCUGGAAAAAGUCAGUUGUGAAACAAAGAUGACUGGACUGAACUCUUUGAAAUCUGAUGGACUUGUUCUUCUGUAUGUACAGAAGCUUGUAUUUUGUGUGUGUUUUUCUCUGUCCAAGAUGACAUUUCCUGAGGAAAUGACAGCAACAAUAUCUUUCAAGUUAAGAAAGAGAACAUCUUGUCAUGCAUGUUGCAUGAACCAAAUCUGAUUGCAUCAGCAAUUCUUAUUAUACCUCAGUGUACUUCAUGUAUUGGUGGUACCUGCUAUGGUAACAUUUGCUAUCUUUUGAUUGUUAUUGAUGGUUGUGAUCAACAACUUUAACUGUCUUUUUAUGGACCUUUGGUCACUAUGGCAUUUCUCUUAUUUAAAUGUCACUGAUUGGUCAGAACUGAUCUGUUGUAAGAUCCAAAUGUUUAUCUUUUUUUGAAUGAUGUUCUUAUGUCACAAUU